Suillus subaureus is the source of this 549-nucleotide messenger RNA. RefSeq lists its product as uncharacterized. Bases 1 to 549 code for a protein of 182 amino acids. The transcript is spliced from 2 exons. The record is from RefSeq and is a predicted model, not a curated record. NCBI's taxonomy places the organism in Eukaryota, Fungi, Basidiomycota, Agaricomycetes, Boletales, Suillaceae.
AUGUGUCACAACACACAUUCUCCAAGUCGUGUGCCAUCUUGGGUCAAUGACAUGAUGACCCACAUUGAACCCAGUCGAGUUUCAGAAUUCUCUACAUCUGGAACUGGGGAUGAUGUCUCUGUAUUCUGGGAACCUGACCCAGACUCAUACACAGACCUGUUUGUCCUCCCUGCACCGUCAUUGCAGCCCCUGUCUGGACAGAACUUGAAGUUUCCAAUAUGUGCAUCUGAAUCACAACUUCUAUCACAUGAGUCUCGCACGAGAUAUGGAGGUGCCGCACUCAAACACCUUGUGAGAGUCAUAACCGCUAUGCAGAAUGUUGAAAAGAAGGACAGUGAAAGGAAGCGCAAGCUUGAUGAUGACAAUAUCAACUCCGACAACAGCUGUAACAAGGAGAAUAUCUCUCCAUAUCAUGUGCCCGGGCUGUCUCCACCUGGUGUUCCCAGUACUAAGCAUAUCUGUCGCAAGAAAACAGGCACAGAAUGGCAAACGGUUCUUGAUGUUAUCACAUAUGGCAAGGAGGUACUACGAAGCAAGCCAUUAUCAUAA